Messenger RNA from Xenopus laevis (African clawed frog), 3015 nucleotides. RefSeq names its product TGF-beta activated kinase 1/MAP3K7 binding protein 1 S homeolog (gene tab1.S). NCBI's taxonomy places the organism in Eukaryota, Metazoa, Chordata, Amphibia, Anura, Pipidae. Bases 147 to 1649 code for a protein of 500 amino acids. Gene Ontology annotation, molecular function: metal ion binding; kinase activator activity; protein serine/threonine phosphatase activity. The record is from RefSeq and is a predicted model, not a curated record. The transcript is spliced from 11 exons. Gene Ontology annotation, cellular component: cytosol; endoplasmic reticulum membrane. Gene Ontology annotation, biological process: positive regulation of intracellular signal transduction; signal transduction; regulation of MAPK cascade.
GUCUGCCCUCGGCAAAGCAGCGCAGAGCAUCCUUACACCGGUCACAGCUCGGCACCUUCGCUGCUCAUUAUUACUACUUCCUGCUUCCGCGUUCGGCCUCGUCACGUGAUCCACGUCUGACUAGUGGCGUCACUCCUACUGCAAAUAUGGCGGCGCCGAGAAGGAAUCUUCUGCAUAGUGAGCAGCAGAGCUGGACAGAUGAUCUCCCUCUCUGCAACCUUUCUGGAGUUGGAUCUGCUUCCAAUCAGACUUACAACUCUGAGGGCCUUGGGAAGGAGGAGCACCCAUGUGAAGAUAACUGGAUAAAGUUCAGUGGCGACAAUAAUAUUUAUCUUUAUGGAGUGUUCGACGGGUAUGAGGGCACCAGAGCCACCAACUUUGUGGGUCAGCGACUUGCAGCAGAACUCCUUCUGGGUCAGUUGCACCCUGAUGUCACAGACGCAGAGGUCCGCAGAGUAUUGCUACAGGCAUUUGCUGUUGUUGAAAGAAGUUUUCUGGAUUCCAUUGAUGAUUGUUUAGCAGAAAAGACCAGCCUACUUUCCCAGCUUCCAGAGGGUGCUCUCCACCAAACACUUCCAAGCCAGUACCAAAAGAUUGUAGACCGGCUUAACAUACUCGAGAAGGAAAUAUAUGGGGGAGCCAUGGUCAUUGUGGUGCUAAUUGUGAACAGCAAACUUUAUGUUGCAAAUGUUGGAACAAACAGAGCACUUUUGUGUAAAUCAACUGAAGACGGGCUCCAAGUAACUCAGCUCAAUGCCGACCACACUACAGAAAACGAAGAUGAGAUAUUCCGUCUGUCUCAGUUGGGGCUGGACACGACAAAGAUUAAACAGGUGGGGGUUAUUGGAGGCCAGCAAAGCACUCGCAGGAUUGGAGACUACAAGGUUAAGUACAGCUUCAAUGACAUGGAGCUGCUAAGCACAGCCACGACCAAGCCUAUUACUGCAGAGCCAGAGAUUCAUGGCUGCCAGCCAUUGGAUGGUGUCACAGGAUUUCUGGUUCUUAUGUCAGAAGGACUUUACAAGGCUCUGGAGUCAGCCCAUGGGCCUGGACAGGCCAACCAGGAAAUAGCAGCCAUGAUUGCCACUGAAUUUGCCAAGCAGGUUUCUGUGGAUGAAGUGGCACAGGCUGUGGUGGAGAGAGUAAAACGGAUUCAUCAUGAUACUUUUGCAAGUGGUGCCGAACGUGCCAAGUUUUGCACUAAGCACGAAGACAUGACUCUACUUGUGCGGAACCUGGGCUACCCACUAGAGGACAUCAGCCCACCCACCCUUACGCCCACCCAAGGUGGACGUUUAUAUCCAGUGUCUGUCCCGUAUUCCAGUGCUCAUAAUACCAGCAAGACAAGUGUCACAUUGUCAUUGGUGAUGCCGUCACAGGGUCCAGUUGUGAAUGGAACAAACAGCAGCUCAACACUGGAUGGAACAACACCAACAAUGCAGUCUCCAAGUGCUACUCUCCAGUCCACCAACACUCACACUCAAAGCAGCAGUUCCAGUUCUGACGGCGGCCUGUUCCGAUCUCGUCCGUCGCCCUCUUUGCAGCCAGAUGAGGAUGGGCGGGUGGAACCCUACGUUGAUUUCACAGACUUUUACCAGCUUUGGAAUACAGAGAAUAACGACCCUGGAGCUCUGCUUACUGCUCAGUGACACAAACAUUACUAAACUUACCAACAUUUCAAUACAGAACAUCAUGCAGGGACCCUCAACUAUGAAUCAUUGAGCAUCUGACAUCUCUCUUGUCUAGAGACUCCUAGGAACAAAGUGACCCAUUUUGUUCUGAAACACGACUGUCUUGUGGCCAUGGUACUUCAUCAUAGACCAGUGGGACACUGAGGAGCAUUUGAUUCUUGUGCUGGUCUCACCGAAAACCCUGGCCCUGAAAUCUCUGACUGACUGGUCUAUUGGCCUUUUUGACCCCUGUGCCAUAGGAACACGCCUAUACAUUAUAAAGAGAAGCAAUAUGUUCCUAGAAUAUGCCAUUCCUUCAUUUCACUAUAGUGAAAAUGAAAAUUUGAUAUUAGCUUCCACAUACUGAAAUAAGAAACUUUCUAAAUACAAUCGAUUAAUAAUUCUGUGCAAUAUAUAUUGAUCCAAUAUAUCUUAUAGGGGGGCUCCUUUUGCCUAGAUCUAUUAGAGCUCACUCUAUUAAAAUCACCAGACAUCGUGUCUCUCUACAUGCAGGAUUUGUUCAAAAGGCAGUUAUUUUGUUUGUACUGGAAUCAGUUAUUCGAGUGAGCUCUAAUACCUCUGCUAGGAAAGGAAGAUAUAUUGGAUCAUUCAUCUAACACCCAACUCCUGAAAGAAGACCGAAUGAAGAGAAACAGAUGCUGUGAGAGGAAUAGUGAAUAUAAACUUGAUUAUUUCAGAAACAAUGCAGAAUUUUUAAUUGAUUGUAUUUAGAAAGUUUCUUAUUUCAGUAUGCUGAAGCUUAUAUUACAUUUUCAUUUUAGCAAUAGUUCCCCUUUAAGUUUGCAUUUCUAAUUAUGAGUAGACGGUGGUAUUUUGCUGCAUCAGGAAAAGCAUUAUUGAGAGAAUGAAAUGAUGUCACAGUCAGGGCCAGACCUUUUAUUUGUGUAGAAUGACUCCGUUUAGUACUUUCUCAUAUGUAUAAAUCCUAUGCAGAGAAAAAAUAUUCUUUAUGGCAUCCCAUUAAUGAAAUAAAAUAUUUUGACAUUAAAGAGUGGUUUGCAUGAAAACUUUUAAAGAUAUCUCACUCUCACAUAAUGGUGUUCACAAUGAGCGUUGCAGUUCCCCAGGAAUGAUCCUAGCCUUCAAAGGUGUCCAUGGAAUCCUGUACAGCUGUCUUUUACAUGCUAGCUGCUCUUCCUGCUCCGUGUGCUUCAGGCUGCUCUUUAAAAACGAAGUGUAGGGAUUUCAGCAAUUAUCAAUAUGUGACGUUACACCUGUCAAAGCAGGUAAUGUUACAGAGUUAAUGAUUCGUUCAUGUAUAUGCAAUAUCAUUGAUCAUUGCUGUCAUAUAAUGUGAUUCUAGAUUAAAGGGAUUCUGCCAUGA